UUAAUUUAUUUUCGCUAUCUUCUUCUCUUCCUUGGUUGACGACGACGCCAACACGUCAAUCCAUCCCUCAAUCCCGAAGCCUGCUCUGACUCGAGCAUCGCUGAAUCUCGCCUUCGGUUAACCGCCAGGCCGUGAGACGCUCAAACAUAUCUUCUUCGCUGCCCCCCUCCUCUUCUGACUCGAAUCCCCCCCUUGGACGGCUUGCUUGUUUUCUCUUCUCCAGCAACGAUCAUCACCGUCCCGUCUGCAGAUCUGUUACCAUAACAAUGGCCUCCUAACCUUGCGUCCUGCCUCCGUUCUUGCUCUCCUUCUGUCCCUGUGAAGGAGACCGCGACGACAUGCUUCGAUACCACCCCAGACUGAUGGUGACGACCACAACCCCUCUUGCACCACCGAGAUUUUCCUGCCGUUAUGGAUCCUCAUCAGCAUCGCCAGCCCUCGCCUCUCCAUACCGAUAACAGUCCUAGCUUCGCUUCCUUUCCCUCGCGAACCGCGAGUAGCACACCGAUAUCUUCUCCCGGUCUCUUCAGUCCGGCUAACCCUCGCUCCCAUUCCCUUACUCAUUCCGCCUCCGAUGCGUCCACGCCCGCGGCCCUCGCCAGUCCCUACCUGCAUCCUUUGCAGAACCAUAGAGUCCGAGAGACCCACAAAGCUCUAGUCGACCUAGAUUCGGAGACGGGACGUAAGAUCAUCAACCAGUAUGCGGUGAUCGAAGAACUCGGCCGCGGCGUGCACGGCAAGGUGAAGCUGGCCCGAAACCUAGAGACCGGUGAAAAUGUUGCAAUCAAGAUCAUCCCCCGAUUCUCCAAGAAACGUCGCUUGGGCAAGGUUACCGCGUCUCCCCAAGACAAGACGAAGAGAGAAAUUGCCAUCCUCAAGAAGAUCCGACACCCCAACGUCGUCGCCCUCCUCGAGAUCAUCGACGACCCGGAGUUCAAGAAGAUCUACAUGGUUCUGGAGCAUGUCGAGCUCGGAGAGAUCGUCUGGCGGAAGAAGGGCCUCCCGAAUAUCUGCAAUAUCGAGAGGAGAAGGGUCGAGAAGGAGAUGCGCGGGGAGCUGAACACCGAGGAAGAAGAGCGCUAUCUCCAGCUCCUCGGGCGACGACAGGUCCUGAACGAUAUGAAGCGAGCGAAGAUGCAGCAGGCCCACAGAGGCCCGGAGGACUACUGGAGCAUCGAGUUCGGCGCGGCCAACGACGACGAGCCCGAGUAUCAGCCGCAUUCUUUAGGCGUAACCGACGGGUUCAUGCGAUUGCCCAGAGUGACCUCGUCGUCUUCGAGGUUCGGAUCGGGCGCGCCGUCGCCAAGCCUUUCGCGCGCCCAAUCUACGCUGACGGGUUCGCGUGCGAGUACCCCCCUCCCCUCGGAAUACGACGUCUCAUCAAUCGGGUUCAAUAACGACGGCGAGAGCGAGAUAGAAACCCCUGGGCCCGUGCGUUCCCUGCCUGGAUCCUCGAUCGCCCUGGACAAGACGUUUACCAGCAUGUGUCCCGAGGAGGCCAUGCUACGCGGCCGGUCUCCGAGCAUGGCGGACUCGAUCAUCUCCCACAUGUCAUCCAUCGAUUAUAAUCCCCAACCGCAUGAUCCCUUUGCGGACGACUUCUCCUACGUCCCUUGCUUCACGAUCGAUAGCGCCCGUGCUACGUUCCGUGAUACCGUGCUGGGCUUGGAGUACCUGCACUACGAAGGCGUGGUCCAUCGUGAUAUAAAGCCCGCCAAUCUCUUAUGGACCAGGGACCAUAGGGUGAAGAUAUCCGAUUUCGGUGUUUCCUACUUUGGUCGGCCCAUCCGCGAGGGCGAAACCGACGAGGUCGUAUCCGAGUCCGAGGCCCGCGACUUCGAUGACGAUCUCGAACUAGCCAAGACUGUUGGCACGCCCGCUUUCUUCGCGCCCGAGUUGUGUUACACGGACUCAAUUGAGGAGCAUCCUAAGAUCUCGGAGCAAAUCGACGUGUGGUCGCUAGGAGUAACUCUUUACUGCUUGAUAUUUGCUCGCAUCCCGUUCAUGGGCGAGGACGAGUACCAAAUGUUCAAGAAGAUUGCCAAGGAGGAUGUAUACAUCCCACGUCGCCGACUUCGGCCCGUCGACCCGCAGCAUUCCCCGUCUUCGACGUCCUUGUACAAGCGCGUUAGCAGUGCGCCAUACCGCGAUGACAAUACUCUUGCUUACGAAGAGGUUGACGAUCUAUUAUAUGACCUCCUCCGUCGCAUGCUGACUAAGAAUCCCGAGAAGAGGAUCAGGCUCAGAGAAGUGAAGCGCCAUCCGUGGGUUGUACAGGGCAUUCCCAACCUUCUCGCCUGGAUCGACGAGACGGACCCAUCGCGCCGCACCUCCGGCCGCAAGAUUGAGGUUGACGAACGGGAGAUCACGCGUGCUGUCGUCCCGCUUACGUUUCUCGAGAGAGCUCGCUCUGUCGUGAAGAAGGCGGUUGGGAAGGUGAUGCACCCGCGGGCGGAAAGAGUAGAUGCCCCCUCGAGGAAGAGAGCGACCAGCAGCGCUGCUAGCUCUGCGGAAGACAGCUCUCCAAUCGUAACAUCGGCAAUGCAUAUACGGGAUGCCCGACGAAGGAGCAUACGGCCUGAGGAUUUUUUCGCUACCGUUAAAGAGUUUGACCACCCUCUUUCACAAAGCGUCACUGCAACGCCUCAGGAGUCCCCGGUCCAUGACGGGCCCGGUCCUGCUCAGUAUGCUACGACAUCGGUAGGCGGAGAUUUCAGACGUAGUACGAGCGGCUCGAUCCACGAUUUUAACGCGCAUCCAGGUCCGGCCGGGCCGUCGCCGCCGUCGACUUCCUUAUCCUCGGGCAAGGGCCACAUAACCAGCCGCCACAUCCGACCCAGGUCGAUUACCAACGCCAUCCUGGCACUCAGUCAUGGGAAGGAAUCAUACACGACACCGGCUUCUCCCGCCCUCGAAACCUGCGUCAGGGACGAUCCGAUCGCUUCUCUGAGGAAAGCCCGAGAUAUAGGGAUUGUCGACGAAGCCUCUCGUUCCCGAUCGGUAGACCGCGGGCUAUUUGGCAACAGCGAUAAGCGAGCUGAAGCUAAGGUUGCUUUGAGCAUGGCUGUAGCCCCUGGGAGCUUAGAGCUUCCCAAACGCCCACUCUCGGUUAACCCACCGGAAUCCAAACCCUACUCUUCCUACCGGAGACCCACCCUACCGUCUCCCAUCUUGUUCUCUUCCCGAGCAGUUCAUGCUUAUCAACAUGGCCAACCGAACUCGGACCCCAAUAUGCACGAGACCCACAUGAGCACGGUAGACCUUGCCGAGCGACCUAUGACGGCACAUCGAGCUUCGCAGAUGGAAGACAACAUCAUCCCAUCGAGAAGAGCUCACAAGUCGUCCGUUUCAGAGUCUUUUACACGGGAUCACGAGCAAGUGGUUCGCCAACAUCAUCGAGAGGCUGAGGAGCAAGCGGGGCACAGAGACCCACGAGUUGACCGCGGGAGAGAUGUUACUACUUCGGAGCCCUGCCCUCCUUCUCCGGAUAGCCUAAUGCUGGAACACCCCCAGCGACGGUCGAGGGAGGAUACCGUCAGCACUGCGACCACCUCAGCUUCGGCCUCGACAGGUACAAUCAUGACACCGCUAACUAGCCCUUGCGAGUCAACGAGUCCUAUAAGCCUAACGAAUAUAGGGGAUCGCCAUGGUGACAUGCAGAUGUUCUGCUCUGAUCCAUCUCUGCCAGCGUUGCUCAGUGGCGCCAGCUCAGUAUCCGCCGACGCCGAGGGUGACUUUCUCCUCAAACCCGGCUCUUUUGAGCGCCCUUCCCUCAUAGACACGACGGAUUCCCUCACCCCACCAGCUCUUACCAAAGAAUCGAGGUCGCGUUUCCCCAUCGACGGCGACGGGCGAUUUCAGACACUGCUGUUCCCUCGGCCACACCACUCCCUGACUCCAUCGUCUCACACCACGAAGGCAAUCGAUGAUGACGAAGGGAGCGAUUCGGACGAGGGCCUCGUCAUGAAGCCCAAGAAACGGGGGCCGACAACUAGGGAUAAUAACGGCUCGCCACUGGGCAGAACGUUAUCGCCCGCUAAGAGGCGUGAUACUCAAACGAGUAUCGGCAGCACAGAGACGGCCAAGAAGAUUGCGAUAUGAAGCUGCAGCAGGAGGGAUCCGUGCGAAUGCGAUCUUCAACUUGUCGUUAUCUACGAUUUAUACUGGGAUAGGCGAUUGUUCGCUGACCAGAGAUAUACCACCAAUAUAUUCGUCGUCGGCUCCCUUCCACGCACAAAACAGUUAUAAGACCGCUGCCGGGUGCAGUAUGCGAUCCGCAAAGUCGACCGCAGCACACGUGGCUCAAUCGGGAUAUGUU
Messenger RNA from Durotheca rogersii, 4318 nucleotides. Its product is annotated as kinase-like protein. The coding region runs from base 412 to 4101 and encodes 1229 amino acids. Gene Ontology annotation, biological process: protein phosphorylation. Lineage: Eukaryota; Fungi; Ascomycota; Sordariomycetes; Xylariales; Xylariaceae. The record is from RefSeq and is a predicted model, not a curated record. Gene Ontology annotation, molecular function: ATP binding; protein kinase activity. The transcript is spliced from 2 exons.